AUGACUGCCGCUAGAGGUCCAAAAGCGGAGCGCCAAACCCAACUCUCAUCGGCCAGACUAGUGCUGCGCGGAGCAAGGCCCGAAGAUGCAACACACCUGCAUGUUGCAUUCAAUCAUGCGGACGUUAUGAAGUAUUGGUCAACACUUCCACAUGCAAGCGUCGCAGAAACACAAAAGUGGGUGAACGGAAUGAUCGCGGCGCCGUGCAAUGGUGUGACAGACUUUAUCAUUUGCCUGAAAACAGCCACACCAGAGGGCCGGCUGAGCCUGCAGCCCAUCGGAAAGGCUGGAGUUUGGCGCGACCAGGAGAUCGGCUUCAUGAUUGCACGGCAGUUCUGGGGACAAGGGCUGGCAACCGAGGCCGUGUCGCUCGUGAUCGACCAUUUAUUCUUUGGCGGCGACAACGAGAGAAGCUUGGUUGGGGACCUCAUUGUGGCCGACGUCGACCCGAGGAAUGAGGCUUCGUUGAGGGUCCUGGGCAAGUUGGGUUUUGUGGUGUACGAUACCAAGGAGAAGACUUUUGAGAUUGGCGGCGAGUGGGUGGAUAGCACAUAUUUGCGAUUGGGUAGAAAAACGUGGCAGGAGCGUCGGAAGCACUGCUGA
Molecule: messenger RNA, 603 nt
Organism: Pyricularia oryzae 70-15
Lineage: Eukaryota; Fungi; Ascomycota; Sordariomycetes; Magnaporthales; Pyriculariaceae
Product: acetyltransferase
Exons: 2
Coding region: 1-603 (200 amino acids)
Molecular function (GO): acyltransferase activity, transferring groups other than amino-acyl groups
Source: RefSeq, a predicted model, not a curated record